AUGUGGCACAGCCACAACCUUCUCAAAUCACCUCGCAUGAGCAAAAGGAUUCGAUCGGCCGUCAGAACAGGCAGUCUGAACCAUCAACUUGCUCUUGCAUCUCUCUAUUAG
Molecule: messenger RNA, 111 nt
Organism: Plenodomus lingam JN3
Lineage: Eukaryota; Fungi; Ascomycota; Dothideomycetes; Pleosporales; Leptosphaeriaceae
Source: RefSeq, a predicted model, not a curated record